GAGGCGGGCAGGGGAAGCCGAACGAGAUAAGGCACAGGGAAGACGGAAAACCGAGCCCAGCGCGCCUCCGAGCGUGCGAGGCGCUGGAUUUGAGGCUGGAGAGGCCCCGCGGCCAGAACUCUGGAGACCCCUCCCCAUCCCGGGGCCAGGGAGGCCGGUGCCGGGAGCCGAGGAGGAGGAGGAGGUGGCUGCUGCAGGAUCGCGGCGGCGGCGGCGGCGGCGGCGGCCUGAGAGUCUGCGGCUGAGCCGGGACCCGGGUCCCCACCCGCCACCUGGGGGACGCGACAGGUGCAAAGACCAUGGCCGCAGCAGGAGCCCCCUGGUCCUGGAUGGUCCAUGCCCUAAUCGCAGCCCUGAUUCUGGGGGCGACAGACCCAGUUCUUGCAAACGAUGUGGCUUCCUGCGACGACCCGUCUGCCUUCGGGCCCUCUGGGAGCACCCCGGACCUCAGGCCUGGGGCGACGGAGGACACCCGGGCGGAUGAGAGCAGCAGCCGCAUUGUGAAUGGGACCGACUGCGAGAGGAACAGCCAGCCGUGGCAGGCUGCGCUGUUGUUGAGAUACAACAAGCUCUACUGUGGGGCCGUGCUGGUGGACCCGCAGUGGCUGCUCACGGCUGCCCACUGCCGCAAGCAAUUUUUCAGAGUCCGUCUUGGCCACCACUCGCUGUCACCCAUGUAUGAGUCCGGGCAGCAGCUGUUCAAGGGCAUCAAAUCCAUCCCCCACCCUGGCUACUCCCACCCCGGCCACUCCAACGACCUCAUGCUCAUCAAACUGAACAAAAGGAUCCGCGAGACUCCGUAUGUCAGGCCCAUCAACAUCGCCUCCCGUUGUCCCUCUGCUGGGACCAGCUGCCUGGUGUCUGGCUGGGGAACAACCAGCAGUCCCCAGGUUACCUUCCCCAAAGCCCUCCAGUGCCUGAACAUCAGGGUGCUGAGUGACGACCAGUGCAAGAAGGCCUAUCCAAAUCAAAUAGAUAACACCAUGUUCUGCGCUGGGGACCAGGCGGGCAGAGACUCUUGCCAGGGUGAUUCUGGGGGCCCCGUGGUCUGCAAUGGCUCCCUGCAGGGCCUCGUGUCCUGGGGAGACUUCCCCUGCGCCAAGCCCAACAGACCCGGCGUCUACACCAACCUCUGUCGCUUCACCAAGUGGAUCCAGGAAACUAUCAAGUGCAAUUCGUGAUUCAUUCCUGGAUCCAGCAUUCUGGACUCUCCUCAUCCCCCUGAUCCCCCCACAAGUCCCCGCCUGUGCAGGGACCCUGACACUCCUUCCAGACCCCAGUUCUUUCCUUAAAAUGUUGAGGUUGCUCAUCUCUCCAGCACCGCCCUCCACCUGGAGUCAAGAUCCCCUCUCCCCAGUGGAGAGACCAGUCCUUCUGGUCAGAUCCUGAAGACAGUCCCCAUAACACCCAGGGCGAAGGCUGCACCUCAGUCUCCCCAGUGCUUCCUUCCUCAGGUCCAGAGUCCACCUUCUCUGCAGCUGUGACCCAGAUUUGAUCCCAGAAAUAAAGCACCUGAGAAGCGG
This is a messenger RNA of Bubalus bubalis (water buffalo), 1523 nucleotides long. RefSeq names its product kallikrein related peptidase 5 (gene KLK5). Gene Ontology annotation, molecular function: serine-type endopeptidase activity. NCBI's taxonomy places the organism in Eukaryota, Metazoa, Chordata, Mammalia, Artiodactyla, Bovidae. The transcript is spliced from 7 exons. The coding region runs from base 300 to 1181 and encodes 293 amino acids. The record is from RefSeq and is a predicted model, not a curated record. Gene Ontology annotation, biological process: extracellular matrix disassembly; proteolysis; positive regulation of antibacterial peptide production.